AUGGAACAGAACAGAACAGAGCUGAGCAGAAGAAAGCAGAACAGACCAGACGAGAACAGAGAAGAGAACAGAGAAGAGAAUAGAGAAGAGAAAAGAGUAGAGAACAGAAGAGAACACAGAAGAGAACAGAGAAGAGAACACAGAAGAGAACAGAGAAGAGAACAGAGAAGAGAACAGAAAGAGAACAGAGAAGAGAACAGAGAAGAGAACAGAGAAGAGAACAGAGAAGAGAACAGAGAAGAGAACGGAGAAGAGAACAGAGAAGAGAACAGAGAAGAGAACAGAGAAGAGAACAGAGAAGAGAACAGAGAAGAGAACAUAGAAGAGAACAGAGAAGAGAACAGAGAAGAGAACAGAGAACAGAACAGAGAAGAGAACAGAGAAGAGAACAGAGAAGAGAACAAAGAAGAGAACAGAGAAGAGAACAGAGAAGACAACAGAGAAGAGAACAGAGAAGAAAGCAGAGAAGAGAACAGAGAAGAGAACAGAGAAGAGAACAGAGAAGAGAACAGAGAAGAGAACAGAGAAGACAACAGAGAAGAGAACAGAGAAGAGAACAGAGAAGAGAACAGAGAAGAGAACAGAUAA
Molecule: messenger RNA, 588 nt
Organism: Papilio machaon (common yellow swallowtail)
Lineage: Eukaryota; Metazoa; Arthropoda; Insecta; Lepidoptera; Papilionidae
Product: ring-infected erythrocyte surface antigen-like
Exons: 1
Coding region: 1-588 (195 amino acids)
Source: RefSeq, a predicted model, not a curated record